AGGCCCAAGGCGGCUGCAGCGCUCGCCCCAGAAAGCGAUCCACCUCCAUCCCGGACGCCAGAGCCCUCCCAUACCCCUCAGAAAGCAAGCCCGGCUGUCAGAUCUCGCGAGGCUUGGCGAUGUCUCGCGAUAACUGGGCUGAGACCGCUGCUGCCUUGGCUACCAGACUCCUCAGGUGGCAGCGCUAGUAGCCGCGCUACGGAGGCCGGGUUGCCAGAUGACGGAAGAGUAUUUAAGAAGCUCAUGGAGUAAUAUGAAUCAGAGUAAUACAGGAUCUGGAGGAAGUCCUUCAAGAGAGUUGGAAAAGAAGACUUUCUAGACUCUUCAUCAAGUUCUUCAUUUACACAGCUGUUAAAUCCAAGGCUACUGUGGUGAAAGCAUGAAUAAAAAUACAUCUACUGUGGUGUCAUCUGGUCCACUUGAAAAGGACCCUGCCUUUCAGAUGAUCACGAUUCUGAAGGAAACAGGUCUUGGUCUGAAGAUCCUAGGAGGAAUUAAUCGGAACGAAGGUCCAUUGGUUUACAUACAGGAAAUCAUUCCUGGAGGAGACUGUUCUAAGGAUGGACGUUUGAAGCCAGGAGACCAACUUGUUUCAGUGAACAAGGAAUCUAUGAUUGGAGUAUCAUUUGAGGAAGCAAAAAGCAUAAUUACUAGAGCCAGAUUGAGGUCAGACUCUGUUUGGGAGAUAGCAUUCAUAAGACAAAAACGUGAUGGCAGUCAUUCAGAAAAUCCAUCCUGCGCAUCCCUUCUACAUGCUUCAGGAGAAAAUGGGCCUGAAGCCUCAACAUUUAGCAUUCUUUCUUCUCCCCCUGAAAUGCUACUUCCAAAGACGUCGUCUACUCCCAAAACUCAAGAUGCCAUUUUACCUUCUUUUAAGACAAAAACUGGAUACAAGAAAGCAGAAUAUACUUCAGUUACUUCUUCAGACAACAACCCUACAGAUAUAUCUAAUUCAGAUACUGUUGCUGCCUGGACUGAUAAUUAUGGGCCACAAGGAAAGAAGAUUUCCCUAAAUCCCUCUGUUCGCUUGAAGGCAGAGAAACUGGAAAUGGCUCUAAAUUAUCUUGGCAUUCAGCCCACAAAGGAACAACAGCAAGCCCUGAGAGAGCAAGUACCAGCAGACGCAAAGGGGACAGUGUCUUUUGGAGAUUUUGUCCAGGUUGCCAGAAACUUAUUUGCCUUGCAGUUGGAUGAAGUAAAUGUUGAUACACAUGAAAUUUCAAACAUAUUAGAUUCACAGCUUCUUCCCUGUGAUUCUUUAGAAGCAGAUGAAAUGGAAAAGCUUCAGCAUGAAAGAAAUGAUGCCUUGGAAGAAGUGAACACACUCAAGGAAAAACUGUUUGAAUCAGAAAGGCAAAGGAAGCAAUUGGCAGAAGAACUCCAGAAUGUAAAACAAGAAGCCAAAGCCGUAGUUGAAGAAACAAGAGCUCUGCGAAGCAGGAUUCAUCUUGCUGAAGCUGCACAGAGGCAGGCCCACAGAAUGGAAAUGGACUAUGAAGAAGUGAUCCGUCUGUUAGAGGCCGAGAUGGCAGAGCUGAAGGCUCAGCUUGCUGAUUAUUCUGACCAAAAUAAAGAAAGUGUUCAGGAUUUAAGAAAAAGAAUCACAGUACUUGACUGCCAGUUGCGGAAAUCAGAAAUGGCUCGAAAAGCUUAUGAGGCAUCCACUGAAAAACUUCUUCAUUUUGUAGAGGCCAUUCAAGAAGUAUUUUCUGAUAAUUCUGCUUCCUUAUCAAAUUUAAGUGAACGAAGAGCUGUGUUCGCUUCUCAGACUUCCCUGACACCACUGGGAAGGAGUGGGAGAAACAUGCCCGCAACCCUCCUGCUUGAAUGUAAAGAACUGGUUAAAUCUGUCCGCGCCAUACUUGAUAUGGACUGCUUACCUUAUGGGUGGGAGGAAGCUUACACAGCAGAUGGAAUCAAGUACUUCAUCAAUCAUGUAACACAGACCACAUCCUGGAUCCACCCCGUGAUGAGUGUCCUGAACCUGUCCUGCUCAGAGGAGAAUGAAGAAGAUUGCUCCAGAGAACUUCCUGACCAGAAAAGUUGACGGUAUUCUGUAGGAAGUGGAGCCCUUACGAUCAUCCAGUACCCGGUCUUCAAGUAUGCCUUGAACAGGAACACGGAGCACCCAGCUCUGAAAUGCAACAGUCUAAAAUAGAGGUUAAACACAUACUCCUCGUUGAAGUGUGAAGUGGAGACUCUGGACUGAGGGUGUUCUUGUUAAACUUUUUGAUAUUACUAGGUAUGUUUAAAAAUCAAUUACCACUACACUAGCUGGUUAGGAAAAAUCGAGUCCUGUGUUUUGAAGUCACAUGCAAUUAGCCAUUGUCAUAUGUAUGCUUUUUUCUUAUAUAAUUAGAUCUUUAUAAUUUUAUAUGUAGCUUUUUAUAGAUACCAGAUUUUUUUAAGAAUUAUAUUGAAAAUUUUUGUGAACAUGCUGAAACACUUCAUUUACUUGAUAUUUCACUAAGCCAUUAUAUUCAUAUCUUAGGAAAGUGAUCUCAGCAAGCUUUGGGGGUUUAGGGAUCACAUUUACACAUCAAUCUCAUGGGCUACUGGAUACCGCUUAUGUCUUUAUGGGGUUUCUAAUUGACAAGAUGCUUUUCAUAGCUCAUUUUAUUUAAACCGUACAACGUACCUGUGAGGCUAAUCUAAUGGGUACUUUUUAAUUCUAAUUUUUCACUUAGGAAAAUAUUGGUUCAGAGAGAGGCAGCGCCCUGUCAGGGUAGAGACUCACAACUAAGUCUUCUGAUUCUACGUCCAGGCCCCUUUCUUCCCCACACCCUGCUGUCCUGCCAGAGACAUGCAGAGCACUGUGGUUCUGUUGAUGCAGCUGGCUGCACAGCUGUGCAUUCCAGACACUCAGAAGGCACCUUUUCAUUCAAGCGCGGCCCCUCCAUAACCCCACUCUUUUUCCCCUAGGAACCCUCCCUGCUUCUGCACCCCCAAACACUCACCAGGUAGGGGCCCCCUUCUGUGAUGUCAUUUCAUCAAGCGGCUUUCAGCAUCUCACAUUCUUCUAAAGUAAAGGGGCCAGCAUUGAUGAGUGGUUUGCCCUACUUAGGUUGCCCUUGCCGAAGGAGCAUUUGCAAGGAGUUGGUGAGAAGAGGGGUAUCCCUUAAAUACUGUUACUCUGCUUGACCUAAGACAGAGGCUUAGAGCCCUUUAAAUAUCAUGGAAGACUCAUCACCAUUUUAUGGAUGAGUGAACCGAGACACCAAGAGCUCAUAGAGUGAGUUAAUGGCGAGGUCAAGAUUACACCUAUGUCCUGUGUCACUUAUUGCUGAAUUGUAUAUGUCCGUGUUCAUCUAUACAUUCCUGAAUAUAUUUAAAAUUUAGGACUUAAUGUCUAGAGGAAUAAUAAUACAACGUCAAAUUCAGAUUGACAGGCAGUCAUUAGCCCUGAGAAAAGUUUCAGAAUGGAUGGAGAGGACUUGUGUUUGGCCUGACAGCUAUUUGAAUAUUAAGAAGCCUCAGGGAGACUCAUUUUGAGAGAAGUCCCCAGAGAAUGCUGUUUCCUUGCAUCCCCCAGAGGUGAGUAGGUUCUCAGAUGCCUGGGGUUCCUUUUCUGAGUUAGUAUGUAUAACUGUGGAAGUACAGACUUUCUGUUGUUGCCAAAUUAAUGGUAUGACAUUUGCCUCCCCCUGCUAGGAAUGUUUUCUAAUUUGUUUCUCCGGUCACUUGAGAUCAAGGUCUGUGGGCACGUAUUUCACUGCCACCUCAUCUAUUAGCUGCUGUUUGCUACCACUUUUCUCCCUGUUGUACCGAAUACCUACUUGAAAAGUCUUAGGAAAACUGUAAUAUUUAUGGAGCGUUUUGUGCCAUACUGAUGAGGAGUUUGUUUAUAGCAUUUCAUUUUCUUCUUAAAACCACUCCAUGAGAUAGGAACUGUAAUUAACCUCAUUUUGAAAAGAAGAAACCUAAGUUUAGAGAGAGCGUUGUGAGUCCUGGCCUCAUGGUCACCUAGCACCUUCAUGUAGGACCUGGGGUUCACAGCAGGUCUGUAAUUCCAGAGCACAUUCUCAAAACCAAUAUGUAGAGCUCCUUAGAUUCAUGGUCUGUGGGUGAGUUUUAUAAAAUAGCAGAUACCAGUUCAGUGCCUUCAGGAACUUUCUGGUAGUUAGAGCUCAUCAAAACGUAAUUCUCAGGAGAGCAUGGAAGCACUGUUCCAUCAGAUUACAACUUAUCUGAACCCCUUGUUAUGGGAAUGUUGCUGAAGAGGUUCAGGAUAAUGGACCAGUUGGGAACAGGCUGAUUCCUUCCUCUUUAUACUUCUGUGACCUCUGCACCAAUAAGAUAAGAAUGUGCCUUAAAACACAGUCAAAGAAACAGUGGUGAAAGCUCUGUUAAGAAUCCUUUUCCAGGAGCCAGCGCUGUGGCACAGAAGGCUAGGCCUCCAUCUGUAGUGCCAGCAUCCCAUAUGGACGCCAGUCCACAUCCCAGCUGCUCCUCUUCUGAUAAGUUCUCUGCUUAUGGCCUGGGAAAGCAGCAGAAGAUGGCGCAAGUGCUUGGUCCCCUGCACCCACAUGGGAGACCUGAAAGAAGCUCCUGGCUCCUGGCUUCAGAUCAGUGCAGCUCCAGCUGUUGCAGCCAUUUGGGGACUAAAGCAGUGGAUGGAAGACCUUUCUGUCUGCCUCUUUCUCUCUCUGUAUUUCUGCCUCUCAAAUCAAUAGAUCUUUUUAAAAAAAUCCUUUUCCAAUGCAGAUAGAGCUCCCCAAGUUAUUGUUUGGUGACAUAUGCAAAGCUACUCUUUUUUUUUUACACACGAUAAUGCUGUCAGUAUGGGCAUCAUAAACUCUUUUCUGUUGCGCACUGACUCAGAUUGUAGGGCUAGAAUAUCUGAAUAUUAUUAUGUCCCCCCAUCCCACUUCCUUAGAGUAGCUAUCCUACUCAUUCAUUCCCUGAAGAUAUGCACUGGGCACCAACAGGGUGGCAGGUACUGUGGUAAAGUAGGACAGUAGCUCAUUUCCUGGGGUCUGCUUAAUGUUCCUUUUUUUUUUUUUAACAUAUUCUUAGGUAGCUGGAAUUAAGAAAGUUCUUUUUAAUUUUUGAAUUAUAAAAUAACCUAAUUUUGUUUUUUAAAAAAUGAAGCACUAUGAACAUGAAUAAAGUAAAAGAGUUAUCAUCUUAUUUUCCAGAGGUAGCCAUCACCAAUACUUAGGUGAAUAUUUUUACUCAAAGGAAAUCAUAUUGUUAAACAACUUGAUUUUCACUUAGUUAUUGUGGUCAUUUUAUGUCAAUACAUAGAUUAAUGUUAUAUUUUAAAUGUCUGCAUAAACUGUCACUACCAAGAUAACCCAUAAUUUGUGUAGCCAAUUUUGUUGAUGAACACAUAAGAUGUAUUAAAAUUUUUCUAACAGUGUCACACUAAAUCACUUUCCUUAUCUUUCUCUGCACUCUAGUGCCAAUAUGUCUGUAGUGUGAAUACAUUCAGAAAAUAAACCAUUAGGUCACAGUGUAGUCAAAACUAGGUGAAAGGUGCUUAUUCUAAUUUUGGUAGAAGAAUGGGCAUUUGGCACGUUAGUUACAAUGCCACUUGGGAAGCCCACAUCCCAUAUCUGAGUUUCUGGGUUCAAGUCCUGGCUUCAGUUCCAGUUCCAGCUCCCUGCCAUAAUGUGCACUGUGGCAGGCAGCAGGUCUGCAGGUGAUGUCUCCAUUAGUUAGGUCUUUGCCAUCUACAUCAGAGACCAGAUCUAAUUCCCAGCUGCCGGCAUUGGCCUGGCCCAGCAACAGUUGUGGACAUUUGGGGAGUGAACUACCAAAUUCAUUCUCUCUCUCUCUCUCUCUCUCUCUGUCUGUCUUCCAAAGAAAUAAAAUUUUAUAAAAAGAAAAAUCUGCAUUUUGAUAAGUUUUCAUAAAAAUUCUCCUACAUAGAAGUAGGACCAAUGUAUACAACCACCAGUAGUAUAUGAGAGCUUUUUUUCUAUAUGAGAGGACUGUUUUUAGUCUAAAGAUUAUAAGUAGCUUUUCUGAUUUUUUUUUAACCCAUGGAAGAGUAAGUUUUCCAUCAUGGCCCAAGAACCUGAGUUUUUUAUUCAUUAGGUUUUGAGUUUCCUUUAGCAGCAGAGACUGACUUGCUGCAUAUAGGGCAGUCUAACAGUGAGCAAUUCUCUAUAAGACAAAUUCACCUUUACUAUCAUCUUGUCCUACUUUAUGUAGAACAGUGAGGAGGACAAACUUUUAAGUGAGCUACCUUGGAUGAAAACCCGCAGUUAAGUGCAACACUGAAUACAAGUGCACCUGCAAGUUCUGUGGGCCUCAGCUUCCCCAUCUCUGGCUAAUGAGGACUGCAAUCUUUUGCCUCCUCCCAAACCAGUUCAGCUCAGCAAACAUUUCCUGAGCAACCUAUGAAAUGCCAGACAGAAUGCAAAGUUUUGUGACCAUGCUGCAUAGCCCGGAUUCCCAAAUCAGAGAACUCAUCAUCUAUAAUCUUUUUCCUGUCUUUUCUUUCUUCUCAAAAUAAAAAAAAAAAAAGAACUUCUACCUUUUUUCCAUAAAGGAGCAAGAAAUGAGGGGUUUAUUUGUUAAGAACUUCCAAAGAGAAACCAUUUAUCACUCUCUUAAAUUUUAAUAAUUCCAAAAUAAUAUUAGUACUGCUUGACUAGAAAAGAAAAAAGGGAACGCGCUGUAUGAAGAGAUUCUCCAAUAAUAAAUGCAAAGCAGCUGUCAAAAUAGAGAGUCAAAUGAUACUUUCAUAAAGUGUUUGCACAAUUAGAAAAUGUUAUCCUUUUUCUAGGGAGUAAAAGGACAUUUUUAUUUUCUCUAUUAAGUGAAUACAACUUCUUCAAGGGUCGGCACACUUGACGUUUUUACAACACAUAUACAGAAAGAACCAAACUAACAUUGAAACAGCCUGCAUGUUGUCUUGCAUAUUGUUUUGGAGAAGAUGAAAAGAUUUAAACAGAAUAUGCCUGUGGAUCUUUACUUUAGAAAAGAGAUACCCAAGGUGUUUGAACCACAACCAUUCCACAUGUAACAUUAUAAUAAUGUGUCUGUAAGAUGAUUUUAUAAAUAUUAAAUGUAAUACUGUGUAAUAGGACAUUUUACAU
This is a messenger RNA of Lepus europaeus (European hare), 7049 nucleotides long. RefSeq names its product syntaxin binding protein 4 (gene STXBP4). The transcript has 18 exons. NCBI's taxonomy places the organism in Eukaryota, Metazoa, Chordata, Mammalia, Lagomorpha, Leporidae. Gene Ontology annotation, biological process: insulin receptor signaling pathway; regulation of insulin secretion involved in cellular response to glucose stimulus. Gene Ontology annotation, cellular component: cytoplasmic vesicle. The record is from RefSeq and is a predicted model, not a curated record. Gene Ontology annotation, molecular function: syntaxin binding. The coding region runs from base 380 to 2047 and encodes 555 amino acids.